Molecule: messenger RNA, 3596 nt
Organism: Corvus hawaiiensis (hawaiian crow)
Lineage: Eukaryota; Metazoa; Chordata; Aves; Passeriformes; Corvidae
Gene: TDRD1
Product: tudor domain containing 1
Exons: 22
Coding region: 247-2673 (808 amino acids)
Biological process (GO): spermatogenesis
Source: RefSeq, a predicted model, not a curated record
GAGGGGCUGGAAACGUCCCUGGCCUCUGGGGGCCGUUGCUUUUUCUCUUGCCGCCGACGGUCCUCGAGUGAGCGGCCGGCGCGGCCUUCCGCGUGGGCAGCGCUGACGGCGGGGAGGCGGCCCGGGUUGUUGAAAGCACGUUUCUGGUUGAGUUGGUUUGCAGUGUCACUUCGAAGACUACUCUGCUUUAUUCGCAGUUACCUGGCCCACAGCCACCUUUGGUCAUACUCUAAUGUGAGCCUUUACAUGAUGGCAGAACCACUUAAUCUUCAACAUAAUGAAGUUACAGAUGGAGAUUUAAGCAACAGGGUCACAGGAAGUUCUAUGGAAGACAAAACUGGUAGAGAGAACUGCAUAGCUGCAGCUGAUAAAGGAAAUACUGUGUCACAUUCUAAUUGGAUUAAUGGGAAGCCAAAGAAAUUGCAAUAUUCCUCUAAGAGUGCUUUUUCUAUUUGCUAUGAUAAGAGUUUCUUGAGUCUGUUAGUACCACCCCCUAAAGGGGGCACUUGCCAUCAUUGUGGUCUGUUUGGAAAGCUCAGAUGUUCACAGUGUCUGCAAACAUACUAUUGCUCUGCAGAUUGUCAGAAAAAAGAUUGGCCAGCACAUCGAGUAGUUUGUGAUCCCAUUAAACAGAAUUUAAGUAAUAGCAAAACCAAGACAGGAGUUUAUCUUAAGGAGGAAGUGAGGUUGAGUUUUGCUGUAGAUGUUGUUCUUCCAGAUUCUGAAGACUGCCUAAAUAAGGUUCCCUUAGAAAUGAAGUCGCAUUUAACUCCAGGAAGUGAUGCCAGAGGAGACUCUCCAAGAGUAUCAGAAAACCAUUCAAAGAGAAGUGAAAAAAAAUUACCUGAGGAUGAAGACUCUCCUCACUGUGCUAAUUCAAUUGCCAAGUUUGUCUCUUUAAGUAUCGGAGAUGAAUUUUCUGGUGUGGUUUCCCACAUUCAAAAUCCAGAGACCUUUUUUUGUCAGCGGAUGCAAAGUGCCCGUCAACUUGCUGAGCUUGAAGUGUCUCUUAAUGAAUACUGUGAACAAUUUCCCAGUAGUCCAUCUUUCCGUCCUGCUGCUGGCAAUGCGUGCUGUGCCCAGUUCACAGAAGACAACCUUUGGUAUCGUGCUGCUGUUAGAGCUUAUGCUUCUGAAGACACUGUUUUGGUGGACUAUAUGGAUUAUGGUAAUUCUGACUCUCUUCCACUGGCCAGACUUCGUCCUAUUAUUCCAAGCUUAAUGGACUUGCCAGCUCAAGCCAUAAGAUGUAGCCUGGCAGGUGUAAAGCCACCGUUAGGAACAUGGACCUCAGAAGGUAUUUCUUACAUGAAAAAGCUGGUGAAAGACAAAGUGUUGUCAGUAAAAGUAGUGGAUAAAGAGAGUUCUAGAUCUGUGGUGGAGCUUACAGAUGCAUCAGUUACUCCAGUAGUGAAUAUAUCGAGCCUUCUCGUCAAGGAAGGCUGUGCAGCUGAGGAACUGCGGAUGGCGUUACCAGCAGCCAGAGUGAGUGAUGUUGAGCAAGCCAAUGAGGACACAGCGAACAAAAGAAUGUGCCAGUGGGUUAAGUUAACUCUUAACCAAAUGCUUAGUGUCAUAGUGUGUACAGUGUACAAUCCUGGAGAAUUCUACUGUCAGAUUUCAAACAGCCAUGAGUUACUUGCUCUAAACUCACUUAACAAAUCAUUGUCUGAAUACUGUCAGAAAACUCCACCAGAUGUUUUUGAACCUAAGAAUGGAGACCCUUGCUGUGCUUUUUACUCUGAGGAUGGUAACUGGUACCGUGCUGUGGUGCAAAAUGUCACUUCAAAUGGAACUGUUCAAGUGAGCUUUGUGGACUAUGGAAAUACUGAGGAAGUACCACUGGAUAAUAUCCGACAGAUCUCGUCCUCAUUCCUAGAACUUCCAUUUCAAGCAGUUAAAUGCUGGCUCUCAGCAACCUCACUUGGGCACUGGAAGUCAAUUGAAUUGUCUGUAGAUGAAACCGUGUCUGUCUGGAUAACAGAAGUUGUAAGCCCAGACUUGUUCUAUGCUGUACCAGUCCAAAAUAGAGGUCAAAAGAAGCUCUUUAAGGAGCUGACUUCACUGGAAGACUAUUGUAGAUCUUGUAACAAACAGCCCUUCCAGCCAAAACUGGGCGAAGCCUGUUGUGCUCAAUUUUCAGGUAAUGGCAAUUGGUACAGAGCUGUUGUUCUGGAAGCUUCUCAGUCGGCAGUGAAAGUACUGUAUGGAGACUAUGGAAACACAGAAACUUUACCCCUUUCAAAGGUGCUGCCAAUCACUGAUUCCUAUUUAAAGCUGCCUUUUCAGACAAUUACAUGUUCACUUGCAGGAAUAGAGAAAGCUGAGUGGUCUCCAUUAGUGCUUGGCAAGUUGAAAAAACUAUUAUUGAAGCAAUGCGUCACAAUUACAGUGAAAGGGAUUAAUGGAAAUGUUAAUUUAGUAACAGUGGAGAAACAUUCUGACAAUGGUUCUUUGAAUAUAGCUGACAAACUUCUAAAGGAGGGUUUGGUCAAACCCUGCAGUGCUGAAAACUUGCAUAGUGAACAUCAAGGUAAUGGAGGCGAGACCAACUGCUGCUGCAUGGAAUUAAAAGUGCAACUUGAAAAGCAUAAACAAGUCCUACUCUUCCUUCUAAACAAGUUUGGGAAUCCAGAUGGAUUCACUGAAAUGAAAAAACUGUUAAAACACUAAGUCUCUGACAUGCACUAUUUCAUUUGCAUGUCCACCAAGUUGCUCCCCUUCCUUUUUUAGAAGAUCAAGAGCUUCAGCUUAAAAAAUGAGGGCCACUUCGUGGAAAUUCUGCUGUUUAAGUACCUGCAUGUAUCUGUAUGCUUGGAUUGUUAGUGUGACACAAAUAUGUAACUUAGUGGCUUGUAAAGCUGCAAGCUAAAUUUUCUGUUCUGUUCUUGGUUUAUGCCACCAUGUGCUGCUAAAGUUUUUGCUUUUAUUUUCCUGUUGAAUGCACACAAGUUUAUGGAAUGGCCAUUACAUUGUGAGUCUAUUCUGCAGACUUGCAUUUGAAAUUAUUGUAAGGCUCACUUAACUUGGUACCAUUAAUAUGACUUGGAAAACUGUAUCUCUUUUGAUUACUAGCCUUUCAGCCUAAUUUCUGGUCUGAAGUUAGACCGAGAUUUGUUCUUCAUAAACAUGAUUUCAGUUUCAUUAAAGGUUGUAUGUUGGCUUGGACUGCCUACAGGUAAUUCUCUCUAAAAUCAGUAAACACUUUAAUGUGCAGCUCAUUUUUUGCACUUAUGCCGUAUAAUAUGCAUCUGUGAAUAUUAUUUUGAAGCUAAUUGUAUUGAAGCUGUUUUGUGUGUAGCUAUGUCAUCAGGAUUUCUACCCCAUCAAGUUUUUCACAUCAUAAUAGAAAAUUGACAUUCUGGGAUAUGACAAAAAUACUGAAUCAAAUUAUUAUCAGAUUUUCAGUAUUUCUUCAGUUGAAUACCUAGUUAUCAUUUCUCACUAAUUCAGGAAUGUCAGAUUAUUAUUUGUGGAACACAGUAGACAUUUGCUGAUUGAAACUGCAGGGUCAGCCUUUUUGUCCACUUAUAUAUACUUCAAGUUUGGGCUUUUGCAGAUGGGAAGAAUCUUGAGAUUAAAAUUGUUGCAAAAUA